AUGUGUUUUACUGUCCGUAGAAGAGAUAAGAAGAAUUGACAUACAUAUCGAUAGACGUUAUUUGUCAUAUUGUAAUGUAUAUUGUAUAAACAGUGAGUUUGACAGAUCUGUCAUUCCAAGAAAAAUUGUAUACAUAAUAGGAACUUUAUGCUAUUUUUAAUGAUACAACGAGUAUUGUGGUGUUUUUUUUUUUAAAUAAAUCCACUUAAAAAAUGGAAGUAAAAAAAUUAGAUGAAUUUUUAAAGAGUUGUUGUCGUAUAUGUUUGUCAAUUUCUAUCGAUGAAAUGAUAGACUCAUUGAAUGUUGUCGAAAAUUUUAACAAAACAAUCGAUCAGCUGCUGUUUGAAUGUGCCAAUUUAAAGAUGUUAGGCGUUGAUAGUCAUCCACGAAAACUAUGCGAAGAAUGCACUCAAGAACUUAUAAUGGUAGCAAGGUUUCGCGAGAAAUGUGAAAUCUCAACGGAGGCAUUGAAUCAGAUAAAACGAAAAAUCAACAAACAAUUCGAUGAAAGUGAACAAGUCGAUAUCGGAACAGUUGGUAUAAAUGAACAAGAGGAGCUCAGUAACACCAACAGUAAUAACGAAACGCUUUACGAGAAUAUCGAAUACGCAGAAGAUAAUGUUGAAUACGUUAUCUAUGAUGAAAUAGAUGUAACUGAAAAUCUGAUACAAGAUACAAAUGUAGAAAGUAGCAUUCAAAACGAUGCUGAAAAUGUAAACAUUAAAAGUGUAGAGACACCGAAACGAAAAUCAUCGCCCAAAACUAAACACAAGCAAAAGAAAGAGACUGAAAGCAAACAGACGUCAAAGUCGAUCAUCAAACAUCACUGCAAAUUAUGUGGAGCAGGAUUUGCACAAGUGAACAAUUAUACCAGGCAUUUGCAAACUCAUAAUGAACCCAACGACAUUGAGUACAGCUUGGUGGACAUGGAGAACUUUGAGGAAACUGUUGCGAUGAGCCCAAUUGGAGCCGACUUGCUGCAACCAGAUUAUAGUACUGGAAUUGAAAGUGAUCAACCCAUCGAGAAAAACAAAAAGGCUAUUCAUGCAUGUCAGUUCUGUGGUCGGAAGUUUCCAUCCCAAUCUCUUUUGGCCACACAUAUUCGAAUACACACGAAUGAGCGACCAUUUAAGUGCAGCAUGUGUGCAAAAUCAUUCAAAACACAAGGUGCACUUGAUUUACACGUUCGACGUCACAAUGGAGUGAAACCAUAUAUUUGUAACGUUUGUGAUCGUGGAUUCGUAGAGAGUAGCAAUUUGAAGGUGCAUAUGAGAGUACACACGGGUGAAAAACCGCAUCGAUGCGUACAAUGCAAUAGAUCUUUUUCGCGAGUAUUUUUGCUGCAAAUUCAUAUGCGUACACACACCGGUGAAAAACCGUAUCAAUGCCCUUACACUUCGUGUGACAAAUCGUUCGCACAACAAGGAGAUCUAGCCGCACAUAAACGCAUUCAUUCAGGUGAGCGUCCACAUCGCUGUAAAAUUUGUCAUAAAGGUUUCAUAAAAAGUAGCGGGCUAACACAGCAUAUGCGAAGGCAUUCCAGACCAGUUUCAAAAAUAAACGUGAAUAGUGUGGAAAAUUCGUCCGUUGACAAUAAAUGCAUAAGCAAUGAAAGUGUCAUGAUCUGCUACAAAGAAAAUAAUAAACAACAUGAAAUUUUCUCAAUAAAUUUUUACAUUUGGUUUUUUCUUUAUUUUCGAGAAAAGAAAGAAAAAAUGAGAAUUGAGUUUGAAAAAAUUUGUCGAACGUGCAUGGCAAAGCCAAUGACACUGGUUUCCAUUUGGCCAUCGAAUAACUUUUCUAUAAAAAAUACAAACAUUGCACUUGAUUCUUCAUCAUUGUCCUUUAUGCUAACUACAUUAAUAAGAUCAGAGGUUAAAAUCGAUGACGAAUUACCAGCAAAAAUGUGUCUUGAUUGUAUCAGCGAAAUGAAUCAGGCAUAUGCAUUUGUUCAGAAAUGCGAACGUUCGGAAAAAACACUACGAUCUCUCUUGGAACAAACUACAUGUAUCCAAACAAAUCCGGACACCGACAAAACUAGAGAUGCAUCGGUUCUAUGUUCAUCAAAUUCAGUAAAAUCUUAUAAUUUGAACCACAAUAACUCUUACCAGUGUUCCAAUUGCUAUGUUGGAUCUAAAACAAACACCGAAUUUGAGCAUCAUUCAUGUGAUAAACAGAUAGAGUUAGCAGAAAUUGAACAAAUUGAAUACGUUCAAACUGUGGAAUGUAUUUCAAGCCAACCCAAGAUCACAGAAGCACUAGUCAAAGACUUCAUUGCCGAGAGAACAAUGAAAUUUAAUUGUGGUGAUUGCAAUGCAAUAUUCUCUAGCAAACGUUCACUUAGUUUGCAUAUUAACUCCCAUAAAUGCACACAACAAGCAUAUGAAUGUGAUAUAUGCCAGAAAGUGUUUAUUAAGAAACGUUAUCUCGUCAGACAUUUACAACGAAUGCAUCAAAUGAUGAAUAAGGUGUGCAAAGUAACAUUUGAUGACGGAAAUAGACCGAUUCACAAGAGAAAUUACAAAUGUCAUUUAUGUUCGAAAGCUUUCACAAUGAGUUCGUCACUAAAGCAGCACAUACGAAUCCAUACACAAGAAAAACCAUACACAUGUGAAGUAUGCGGUCGUAGUUUUACUCAAAAUUCAAAUUUGAGGCAACAUUUGAUGCGCCAUAAACAGAAUAAGCCAUUUAAAUGUGAAAAAUGUUCUGCAAAUUUUGUUACCAAAGGCGAAUUAAAUUCGCACCGGCGAACACAUAACGAAGAUCCUCUUCUAUCGCAUCCAUUUAGCUGUGAAGUAUGCAAGUCCCGCUUCACAACUUCAUCAUCACUGGUAAAACAUAGGCGCAUCCACAGUGGUGAGAGGCCAUAUCAAUGUGAUUUAUGCCCUCUUCGCUUUGCAGCGCUCAGUACACAGAAAAAUCAUCGCCGAACUCACACAGGGGAAAAGCCAUUUAAAUGUUUGAAUUGUCAUAAAUCGUUUACACAAAGAUCUGAUUGUAUAUCCCAUCUUCGCACUCAUACAGGAAGUCAUAUGUUGUAUGAAUGUAAACAACGCAAGCUAUCGUGUACGGAUUCAAAAUCCUUAAAUAUAAAUAUGAUAAAACAUCAAAUGGAACAACCGGUUGAACAAUCGAUUAAUUUGGAACGAAAAUGAAAAAAAUGUGAUAAAUGACAAAAAUUAAAUAAUA
Messenger RNA from Contarinia nasturtii (swede midge), 3189 nucleotides. RefSeq names its product zinc finger protein 84-like. Gene Ontology annotation, molecular function: zinc ion binding; RNA polymerase II cis-regulatory region sequence-specific DNA binding; DNA-binding transcription factor activity, RNA polymerase II-specific. The transcript is spliced from 12 exons. Bases 213 to 3155 code for a protein of 980 amino acids. Lineage: Eukaryota; Metazoa; Arthropoda; Insecta; Diptera; Cecidomyiidae. The record is from RefSeq and is a predicted model, not a curated record. Gene Ontology annotation, cellular component: nucleus. Gene Ontology annotation, biological process: regulation of transcription by RNA polymerase II.